AAGGGUUGGGUUUAUGACACGCUGGGCACUUCCCACUUUUCUUUUAUAGAAUUAAGCUAAAAAAUAAAGUUCAUUUAUGAGUGUCAGCACGCACUGAAGUGACCAUGGGGAAAAUUGAGUGGGCGAUGUGGGCAAACGAGCAAGCUCUGGCUGCUGGACUUAUUUAUGCGACUGGUGGUAUUGUUGGGGUGGCUGGUCAGUUCAGAGGCUGGCAGUUUGCAGCAUUCGGCAUUGCUGCUGGUGUGUUUGUGUGUUUGCUUGAAUAUCCACGCAGCAAACGGGGCAAAGGCACCAGCAUUGAGAGAACUGGUCAGUACUGCCUCACAGUGUGUGUAAAGGCUUUCGGACCCCUGACCAGAAACUAUUACGUCAGAGCAUUAUUGCACGCUGCGUUGUGUGUUCCUGGAGGGUUCAUGCUAGCGACAGUUCUGGGAUGUGUGUGUCUAGGAAUUUCCAGUUUAAUCUACCUUUCUGCAGCUAUUCACGGAGAGCACUGGGAGCCCAUACUGCCCCGCACAGAUCCACCAAAGCGUGUUGGGGAUAGCAUCAAAGAACCUCCACAAAACCCUCCACCUCGGCCUCCUCCUGAACUCCGCCGGAAGAAAGCAGAUAAACUAGAGACUGCUGCUUAUGACAAUCCCAUGUCUGUGACCGUCAAUGAAUAAGGAUUCCAUUGUGAAAACAGUUACCUAUAAUUUAUGGAGGCUUCAUCAACAGGUAACUGUAUGUAUGAUAUGGAACAUUUAUGAGUUUAUACUUACAAACUGCAUCAAGACAGAGAGAGAGAGAGAGAGCUGGCACUGACUUGUAAGAUGUUUAAUAAUAUCUAUGGUGUGUAACUCUUGAUAAAUUUGACACAUCCCAGUUAUUAUUGUUACUGAUAGAGGAGCAAUUUUUAUGUAAGAGAUUUUUUUUAUCAUUAAUCUAAUCAUAGGAGAAAAUAUAAUUUUACUGUAAUGCUAUUAAAAUCUUAACAGUGAUUGUGUAUAUUUACCUCAAGAGACUGUAUAUGAUUAUUUCUUCAUUUGUACUUACAAUAAACUCAGGAUGUGCUUAAUUCAA
This is a messenger RNA of Labeo rohita (rohu), 1062 nucleotides long. It is a transcript of the gene cyba, whose product is annotated as cytochrome b-245 light chain. Bases 105 to 665 code for a protein of 186 amino acids. The transcript has 6 exons. The record is from RefSeq and is a predicted model, not a curated record. Gene Ontology annotation, molecular function: heme binding. Gene Ontology annotation, biological process: superoxide anion generation. NCBI's taxonomy places the organism in Eukaryota, Metazoa, Chordata, Actinopteri, Cypriniformes, Cyprinidae. Gene Ontology annotation, cellular component: NADPH oxidase complex.